Molecule: messenger RNA, 2757 nt
Organism: Erigeron canadensis
Lineage: Eukaryota; Viridiplantae; Streptophyta; Magnoliopsida; Asterales; Asteraceae
Exons: 12
Coding region: 38-2614 (858 amino acids)
Biological process (GO): carbohydrate metabolic process
Source: RefSeq, a predicted model, not a curated record
AGUAUAGAAAAUAUUCAAUUUCAUAUAUACAACAAAAAUGAAAUUGUUAAUGUUGUUGAACAUUUUGGUUUUGGUUUGUGAUAAUGUUGUUGUGUGCAAGGAAUGUACUAAUACGCCAACCGAGUUAUCGUCACAUACAUUUCGAUAUGAUUUCUUGAAUUCAAAAAACAAGACAUGGAAACAUGAAGUGUUGGAUUCUCAUCAUCAUGAUCAUUUGACACCAACUGAUGAUUCUGCUUGGGCUAGUUUGUUACCAAGAAAAGUAUUGAAACAACAAGAAGAUGAUGAAUUUGGUUGGAUGAUGAUGUAUAGACAAAUGAAAAGGCAAGGAGGUGGUGGUAAGUCACAAUUUGUUGGGGAUUUUUUGAAUGAAGUGCCAUUAGGUGAUGUUAGAUUAGACCCGGAUUCGGUUCAUGGGCAAGCUCAACAAACCAAUUUGGAAUACUUGAUGAUGUUGGAUGUUGAUAGUUUGGUUUGGAGCUUUAGAAAGACUGCUGGUUUGCCAACUCCUGGUACGCCUUAUGGCGGUUGGGAGUCCCCUGAUCAAGAGCUUCGUGGUCAUUUCGUAGGACAUUACUUGAGUGCCACAGCUCAAAUGUGGGCAAGUACCGGUGAUAAUUCACUUAAAGAGAAGAUGACUGCAGUAGUGACUGCACUUGGUGAGUGUCAAGAAAAGCUGGAUGCAGGGUACCUCUCUGCUUUCCCUUCUGAGUUUUUUGAUCGUUUUGAAGCCGUUCAACCUGUUUGGGCUCCAUAUUACACCAUUCACAAGAUAAUGGCAGGUUUAGUGGAUCAGUAUGUUUUUGCGGGAAACAAUCAAGCUCUAGAAAUGGUGACUCAAAUGGCAGAUUAUUUUUCUAAACGCGUGCAGAAUGUGAUUACACAGUACACUAUUGAAAGACACUGGAAAUCUUUAAAUGAAGAAACGGGUGGAAUGAAUGAUGUCAUGUAUCGGCUAUACACCAUAACAGGUGAUGCUAAGCAUUUGUUGUUGGCUCAUCUUUUUGACAAGCCCUGCUUUCUUGGACUGUUGGCUAUAAAGGCCGAUGAGUUAUCUGGAUUUCAUUCCAAUACGCAUAUUCCAAUUGUUGUUGGAUCACAAAGGAGGUACGAAGUAACUGGUGAUGCUCUUUACAAGGAAAUCGGGACGUUUUUCAUGGAUAUAGUGAACUCCUCUCACAUGUAUGCUACAGGAGGGACAUCAGUCGGCGAGUUCUGGUCUGAACCAAAAAGACUAGCAACCACAUUACAGACAGAGAAUGAAGAAUCUUGUACCACUUAUAACAUGUUAAAGGUCUCUCGGAACUUGUUUAGAUGGACCAAGGAAAUGGCGUAUGCAGAUUAUUAUGAACGAGCAUUGACUAAUGGUGUCUUGAGCAUUCAAAGAGGAAAACAACCCGGAGUUAUGAUAUAUAUGUUGCCAUUAGGCCCUGGGAUGUCGAAAGCUUCAGGAUACCAUAAAUGGGGAACACAGUUUAAUUCAUUUUGGUGUUGUUAUGGGACAGGGAUCGAAUCGUUCUCAAAAUUGGGUGAUUCAAUCUACUUUGAAGAAUCAGGGAAGAAUCCGGGACUAUACAUAAUACAGUACAUAUCAAGCUCGCUUAACUGGAAAUCUGGGCAGCUUUUUGUUGAUCAGAAAGUAAAGCCAGUUGCGUCAUGGGAUCCUACCCUUCAAGUGACUACCACAAUCUCCUCAAAGAAGGAAGGGUUGUCGUCUACUUUGAAUUUUAGAAUACCAUUUUGGACUACAUCAAACGCAAAAGCAACACUGAAUGGACAGGCUAUGCCUAUAACAUCUGCUGGUAAUUUUCUAUCCGUCACGAGAAAAUGGAGCUCAUCUGAUGUUAUUACUCUUGAAAUGCCAAUAACUCUUAGAAUGGAGGCCAUUCAAGAUGAUCGGUCUGAUUAUGCUUCUCUUCAUGCAAUUCUAUUUGGUCCCUAUCUACUCGUUGGCUUAACCACCAGUGAAACUAACCUAAAACAAAACUCGGGAUCUCUUUCUGACUGGAUCACUCCAAUUCCAUCCGAAUACAAUUCUCAAUUGAUAUCUCUUUCUCAAGAAGCAGAGAAGUCAAGCUAUGCUCUAGCAAAUGCAAACAAGUCCAUCACAAUGGUGAAGUUCCCAGAACCCGGAACUAGUGAUUCCGUUUCCUCAACGUUUAGAAUCAUCUUACAAGAAUCUCACAUUUCAACUCGUAUAUCGUCAUAUAAGGAUGCUAUUGGCAAAACAAUCAUGUUAGAGCCAUACAAUCUCCCAGGGAUGUUAAUAGUACAACAAGGGAAAGAGCAAAGCCUUGGAAUCAGUGAUUCCUCUGAUCUCGGGAAUGCAAGAUUCCGGUUAGUUGAUGCAAAUGAUGGAAUGGUAAGACUAGAGUCUGAAACCCAAAAGGGUUGCUAUGUAUACACUUCCAAUGGAACAGUAAAGUUAAGCUGUGAUUCCGAGGAAUCAGAUUCCGGGUUUAAGACAGCAACAAGUUUCAAGUUGAAUGAGGGAAUCAGUCAUUACCAUCCAAUUAGCUUUGUGGCAAAUGGGCUAAACAUGAAUUAUCUUAUGCAGCCUUUGUUUAGUUUGAGAGAUGAACACUAUACAGUUUACUUCAAAGUACACUCCUAAAAUGGGUUCAAAUGAAGUAGAAAUGAAAGUUGCAUAUAUGGCCCUUAGUAUUUUACAUUACACUCCUUGAUUGUCUAUUUCUUCAUCUCAUGAAUGAAAAGUACAUAAUUAUAUGAUAAUGGUAUGCAUUUAUUGUUGUACAA